AUGCCAUCGCGACGACAGAAACAUUGCGUCAGUCUCAGCUCAGCAUGUGGGAAGGCAAAGAGUAACCUACGCUCGACACUUGGUAAUUUGAGCAUGCUGUCGUCACAGCCAACGUUAGUCUCCUCAGACUCGUUAACAUCUCUAUCUACGACUACAAGCUCGUAUGGCGGCUUCAUGGAAGACUAUGACGAUGUGGAUGAGGAGAUCGAGGGCGAGGAGUGCUGCGAACAGGGCUGGAUGUAUUGGAAAAAGAGCGACGAUUGUUGGCUCAAGAUGUAUGCGCGUUUGCGUAACGAACUGCUAUGGCUUUCAAAGGGCGCGCAUGACGUGGUGGCCGUUGUGCAGAUCGCCGUCGCAGGUGUGCAAGCCACCGAAAUUGGUGGCAUCAUCGCGCGAGGUCCCGCUGGCGAGAGUAUGGAGUUAUUCGCUUACGAACGCGGACGCACAUGCGACUGGAUAGACGCACUCUUUGUGGCUGCCCAACUCACUCAAUCAUACGAGCGUUCAGUGGCGGCCGAGUCGGUAGAGGGCGAGAUGACCCACCGAGAGCUUAGAGAGGUGAAGAAAGUAUACACGGGUACACUAGUCACCUACAACAAGGAGCAGAACAAAUGUCCGUGGAAACGACGGCUGCGCAACGCGUGUCGACGACGAUUGGAGAAGUUUGUGGAUCGCCUCGACACUUCCAUGCGGUAA
Peronospora belbahrii is the source of this 696-nucleotide messenger RNA. Lineage: Eukaryota; Oomycota; Peronosporomycetes; Peronosporales; Peronosporaceae. The record is from the annotation of a GenBank genome assembly.